Messenger RNA from Scaptodrosophila lebanonensis, 937 nucleotides. RefSeq names its product dynein light chain roadblock-type 2 (gene robl37BC). Gene Ontology annotation, biological process: microtubule-based movement. The coding region runs from base 36 to 410 and encodes 124 amino acids. Gene Ontology annotation, molecular function: dynein intermediate chain binding. The transcript has a single exon. Gene Ontology annotation, cellular component: centrosome; cytoplasmic dynein complex; cytoplasm. The record is from RefSeq and is a predicted model, not a curated record. NCBI's taxonomy places the organism in Eukaryota, Metazoa, Arthropoda, Insecta, Diptera, Drosophilidae.
UAUAUAAAAGUCUUGGAAAAUUUUAAAAAUUUGACAUGUCGUCGUCGGCGUCGUCGAACAAUGUGGAAGCAAUAUUUCAGCGUUUGAUGAAAUUGCCAGGCAUUAUAGGCGCUAUAUUGGUGGAUAGUAAUGGCAACCCAGUAAAGACGUCGCUCGAUGCCUCAGUCAGUAUGCUCUAUGCUGGCCGAAUGGGCCAACUUAUUCACAUGGCGCGCAGUAUGGUGAGGGAUAUAGAUUCUGGAAAUGAUCUCGGCUAUAUACGAUUACGCACACAGAAGCACGAGAUAUUGGUGGCUCAAGAGGGCAACUAUAUGGUGAUUGUGGUGCAGUGUUCAGAAGUGCUGGAUGAAGCGCGACGUUCGAUAACUAGUAGGGCUGUGGCUGCAAACGUAUCGCCCGCGAGACAUUAACAUUAGUCGAAAUGCGAUCUGGCGUGCCAACACUUGCCGAAGCUCCCACAACCUCCCACACACUCACACUUUUCAGCACUCUUUAGUACACCCUGAGGGGGACGGAUUUGCCAGAUUGUGCCGUGUGUUUUUCAAGUGUCGCUUUUGGAUUUUCAUGCACCAACUGCCGACGGCAGUCAAAUGCAGUGAAGCCAAAAUGGCAUAAGGACGCGCGCCAGAGCCGCAGUUGCUGCCAUUCAACAGCUAUAGCAGCUACAGCAACUACAACAACUAUAACAACUGCGCGUUGCAGCCAACAAGUAAGAAAACUAAAACUGCUCGUUCAAAAAGUGCGCAGCGUCGUGCAGGCGACAUAAACAAAAUGACAUAAACAAGGGGCAUGUUGCGAGGAGGAGAUGCCGACGACAACGACGACGACGACGACUGAAAGUCCUUGCACGAGCGCGCAAAUUCCCAGCGCACACCGCAUCGCACUAACAAAAAAUUGCGAAAAAAGAGCAAAAUAUAAAAAAAACGCAAAAAUAAAA